UAAACAGCAUUACUACACCCCGUGUUCGAAUUCCCCGCUCCUUACAUCACCAACCAAAAAAUCAAAAUGUCCUAAAAAUGUCAAGAUAACCUCAAAUAUGGGUUACAAAAUUUGUAUGGUUUCUGAUUUUUUCUUCCCCAACAUGGGCGGGGUCGAGGAACACAUUUAUAACCUCUCCCAGUGUUUGCUCCUUGAGGGGCACAAAGUUGUGGUUAUGACACACAGUUACGGCGAUUGUGUCGGAAUUCGUUACAAAACCAACGGUCUGAAGGUCUAUUACCUUCCAAUUAGGGUGUUUUAUAACCAGUCGAUUCUGCCGACAAUGAUAUGCAAUGUGCCCCUAAUUCGCAACAUUUUGAUAAGGGAACAAAUUGAGAUAAUUCACGGCCAUUCGGCAUUUUCAGCCCUUGCACACGAGGCGCUGGUAAUCGGAAAUUUAAUGGGAUUAAGGACUGUCUUUACGGACCACAGUUUGUUUGGUUUUGCUGACGCUAGUGCGGUUAUAACAAAUAAAUUGUUACAAAUGUCGUUAACAGAUUGCAAUCACUGGAUUUGUGUUUCACACACUGGGAAAGAAAAUACGGUGCUGCGGGCAAAAGUCAGCAGUAAAAGGGUUUCUGUGAUUCCAAACGCAGUUGAUACAUGUGCAUUUAUGCCGGAUCCCAGCCAAAGAUCGAGCGAAUUUAUCACAAUAGUCGUGGUUUCAAGACUAGUUUACCGCAAAGGCGUGGAUUUGACGGCCCAAAUUAUUUCAGAAAUGUGCAGUAAACACGAUAAAAUCAACUUUUUAAUCGCAGGCGACGGACCCAAGCGCGGAUUGCUUGAGGAAAUACGGGAAAGGCAAGGGUUGCACGAUAGGGUCACCCUUUUGGGUAGCCUGGAGCAUUCCCUUGUUCGCAAUGUACUAAACCAAGGGCAUAUUUUCCUCAACACUUCCCUGACUGAAGCGUAUUGUAUGGCUAUAGUAGAAGCGGUUUCAUGCGGAUUACAAGUCGUUUCGACCCGAGUUGGGGGAAUCCCAGAAGUGUUGCCUGAAGAUUUGAUUUACUUGACUGAACCAAACGUCCCUUCUCUUAUUAAAACCCUCGAAACCGCAAUUGAUGAUUUGAAAAAUAACAAAGUUAAUUGUCCGUACUUGUGUAAUUUGAGGAUAAAAAAUUAUUACAACUGGGAGAACGUUUCAAAACGGACGGAAAUCGUGUAUCAGAAAGUUAUGCAAGAAAGGAAUAAAACAUUACAGGAGCAAUUAUGGAGUUACAAAACAAGUGGUGUUUGGCCAUUUUUACUGGCGGUCUCUUUGUGUUAUCUAAUGUUGCAGUUUUUGGAGUACAUAUACCCAAGGGAAUACAUCGAUAUCGCCAAGGAUUAUAAUUAUAAGAAAAAAAGUAAAGAGAAGAUUUAUUAGUUGUGUCCUGUAAAUAAAAUUUUUUAUUACCAAA
Molecule: messenger RNA, 1439 nt
Organism: Tribolium castaneum (red flour beetle)
Lineage: Eukaryota; Metazoa; Arthropoda; Insecta; Coleoptera; Tenebrionidae
Gene: PIG-A
Product: Phosphatidylinositol glycan anchor biosynthesis class A
Exons: 7
Coding region: 98-1405 (435 amino acids)
Biological process (GO): GPI anchor biosynthetic process
Cellular component (GO): glycosylphosphatidylinositol-N-acetylglucosaminyltransferase (GPI-GnT) complex
Molecular function (GO): phosphatidylinositol N-acetylglucosaminyltransferase activity
Source: RefSeq, a predicted model, not a curated record